AGCUUAUUUAUUUCUUUGCGUUGGGGUUUCUUUCUGUGUUACCAGACCAGCUGCUGUAGCGAGGUUUAUUCAAUCAACAUAUGCAGUGAAGUGGUGAGAUUGGGAAUUAGAGCAGAACAGAGGGGAAUUGAAAUCAGAUCAAGAAUGCACCUGAGCGAGAACGAAGGAAUAGAGGGCAAGACCUUGGUGGUCACGGGUGGACUCGGAUUCGUAGGAUCUGCUCUGUGCUUGGAACUCGUACGAAGAGGUGCUCAUGAGGUGCGAGCCUUUGACCUCCGCGACUCUUCUCCUUGGUUCGCUAUUCUCAAGGACAAUGGAGUCCGUUGCAUUCAAGGGGAUAUCGUUCGCAAAGAGGAUGUGGAAAGCGCCCUCCGCGGUGCCGAUUGUGUGUUCCACCUUGCUGCUUUUGGAAUGUCAGGGAAAGAGAUGCUCCAAUUAACUCGUGUUGAUCAAGUCAACAUAACUGGGACUUGCCAUGUUCUUGAUGCUUGCCUACACCUUGGCAUCAAAAGACUUGUCUAUUGUAGCACCUACAAUGUUGUCUUUGCCGGUCAACGCAUAGUCAACGGAAAUGAGUCCUUGCCUUAUUUCCCUAUUGAUCACCAUGUUGAUCCUUAUGGCCGCUCUAAAUCAAUUGCUGAACAGUUGGUUCUCAAGAACAAUGCCCGCCCUUUCAAGAACGAUGCUGGGAAUUGUCUUUACACUUGUGCUGUUCGUCCAGCUGCAAUCUACGGACCCGGCGAAGACAGACACCUUCCAAGGAUCAUAACCACGGCAAAGUUGGGUCUGCUUCUGUUCACAAUUGGCGACCAAACUGUAAAAUCAGAUUGGGUUUUUGUAGAGAACCUUGUCCUUGCCCUUAUAUUGGCAAGCAUGGGACUUCUGGAUGACAGUGCUGGCAAGGGAAAACAACGCCCUAUAGCUGCUGGCCAGGCAUACUUUAUAUCCGAUGGUUCACCUGUCAAUACUUUUGAAUUCCUCCAACCUCUACUCAGGAGCUUGGAAUAUGAACUGCCCAAAACUUCCUUAGCUGUUGACCAUGCUCUUGUUCUCGGGAGGAUUUGCCAGGGCGUUUAUACAAUCUUAUAUCCAUGGCUUGACCGCUGGUGGCUCCCUCAGCCAUUCAUCCUUCCCUCUGAAGUACACAAGGUGGGGGUGACCCACUAUUUCUCUUAUCUUAAAGCCAAAGAAGAGAUUGGCUAUGUUCCCAUGGUGAGCUCGCGAGAGGGGAUGGCUUCGACCAUAUCUUACUGGCAACAGAGGAAAAUGAUAACUCUAGAUGGCCCUACGAUCUACACGUGGUUGUUUUGUGUCAUUGGAAUGAUCUCUCUGUUUUGUGCUGCUUUCCUACCUGACGUAGGGAUUGUGUUCCUUCUCAGAGCUACGAGUCUAUUUGUCUUUCGGUCAAUGUGGAUGAUAAGGCUGGUGUUUAUUCUAGCAACAGCUGCUCAUGUCUUUGAGGCAAUUUAUGCUUGGUACCUGGCUAAAAGGGUGGAUCAUGCUAAUGCAAGAGGCUGGUUUUGGCAAACUUUUGCUCUUGGGUAUUUUUCAUUGCGUUUUCUACUUAAAAGAGCAAGGAAAUAAAUGAGCACCUUACAAUAUUCUUUUGCUGGUGCUUAUAAAAGAGUAAAGUAAGCAGUUGCUGCAAAAUAAAUUACACAACAACGAACCAGUUAUCAAUUGCAGAAAUUAAGACAGAACAGGAUGAAGAAAUAAGUUUGGAAAAAAAUGUAGUAGAGAAAAUUAUUGAACUUAGUUUUGUUUUUUUAACUUUGUUAUAGUGGUGUAAGACUAACUGCUCUAGUAAUGUCUCUAAAGAUGAAGAUGAAAGGACUGGUGCUAAACAGAACUGGAUGAUAAGGUAAACGAUCCUUGAGUCUCUCGAAGGAUGAGGGAGGCAUUAAAAAAGAAGUAAAGUGUUCUCAGGAACGAUAGAUUUAGCCUUGCAGCCCUUGCUGAUUAUGUUAUAUUCCAUUUUUGCCAUACCUUCAUCAACUUAUUGAGAAUGGUUCUUGUGUUUUACACUAAUAUUUUCUUUGAUUUCA
Messenger RNA from Lotus japonicus, 2045 nucleotides. RefSeq lists its product as uncharacterized. Bases 145 to 1584 code for a protein of 479 amino acids. Gene Ontology annotation, molecular function: 3-beta-hydroxy-Delta5-steroid dehydrogenase (NAD+) activity. The record is from RefSeq and is a predicted model, not a curated record. The transcript is spliced from 4 exons. Lineage: Eukaryota; Viridiplantae; Streptophyta; Magnoliopsida; Fabales; Fabaceae. Gene Ontology annotation, biological process: steroid biosynthetic process.